Molecule: messenger RNA, 1398 nt
Organism: Caenorhabditis briggsae
Lineage: Eukaryota; Metazoa; Nematoda; Chromadorea; Rhabditida; Rhabditidae
Exons: 7
Coding region: 1-1398 (465 amino acids)
Cellular component (GO): mitochondrion
Molecular function (GO): alcohol dehydrogenase (NAD+) activity; metal ion binding
Source: RefSeq, a predicted model, not a curated record
AUGAGCGCAAGCUUGGCACGUGGUAUGCUCCACAAAAUGGGUGGAUCUUGUUGUCCUCAUCAUGCACCAACUACGAAUCCAUUCAGAAUGGCAAAACUUCAUGGAAAUAAUAAAUCCACUGACUAUGCUUUCGAAAUGGUCUGCUCUACUCUUCGUUUUGGAAAAGGUGUCACUUUGGAGAUCGGAUACGACGUCCGCAAUCUCGGAGCGAAAAAGACACUGUUGAUUACUGAUAAGAAUGUGCAGAAUACUAUUGCAUUCAAAAAUGCCGAACAAGCUUUGAAAAUGGUGAACAUCGAAUACGAAAUAUUCGAUGACGUGCUCAUUGAACCAUCCGAGAAAAGUAUGCAAAAAGCAAUCGCUUUUGCCAAAUCGAAACCAUUCGACAGUUUCAUCGCAGUCGGUGGAGGUUCUGUGAUUGACACAACCAAGGCAGCAGCUCUCUACGCAUCAAAUCCAGAAGCCGAUUUCCUGGAUUUUGUCGGUCCCCCAUUUGGAAAAUCUCUCCAACCCAAAAAUCCGAUGCUACCUCUUAUCGCCGUACCAACCACCGCUGGAACUGGAUCCGAAACAACUGCAGCUGCCAUUAUGGACCUUCCGGAACACAAGUGUAAAACUGGAAUCCGAUUGAGAUGCAUCAAACCGUAUCUGGCAGUUGUGGAUCCAUUAAAUGUCAUGAGCAUGCCAAGAAAUGUGGCAAUCUAUUCUGGAUUCGAUGUUCUUUGUCAUGCUCUUGAGAGCUACACCGCUCUUCCAUAUGAUCAGCGAUCUCCACGACCAGCUCGUCCAGAAGUUCGUCCAGUUUAUCAAGGAUCUAAUCCGAUCAGUGAUGUCUGGAGUAGAGAAGCCUUGAGAAUCAUCGGACAAUAUUUCCGGCGUUCUGUGUUCGAUCCAUCGGACGAGGAAGCUCGUACAGAAAUGCUCAAAGCCAGCUCUUUCGCUGGAAUUGGGUUCGGGAACGCCGGGGUCCAUCUGUGUCAUGGACUCUCAUACCCAAUCAGUUCUCAAGCAAAAGGAUGUGUUGCUCACGAUUAUCCACAAGACAAGAAUCUUAUUCCACAUGGACUUUCUGUUAUGACAACUGCAGUCGCUGAUUUUGAGUUUACGACUGCCGCGUGUCCAGAUAGACAUUUAGUUGCUGCUCAGACUCUUGGAGCUGAUAUUCCGAACAACGCGGAUAACGAAUAUAUCUCUCGAACCCUGUGUGAUCAAUUGAGAGGAUUCAUGAAGGACUUCGGUGUUCCAAAUGGUUUGAAAGGAAUGGGAUUCGAGUAUUCAGAUAUUGACCAUCUCACCGAGGCAGCCAGUCACUCAGUUCCCAACAUUGUCAUUUCUCCAAAAUCCACAGAUCGUGACAUUAUUUCUAAACUUUAUGAAAAGUCCCUCACUGUAUAUUAG